AUGAGGAACAAAAUAGUUCCUUUCGUAUCCUCUUCCUCCACCUCCUCCUCCUCCCUCUCAUCAUCAUCAUCAUCAUCAUCAUCAUCAUCAUCAUCAUCAUCAUCAUCAUCAUCAUCAUCAUCAUCAUCAUCAUCAUCAUCAUCAUCAUCAUCAUCAUCAUCAUCAUCAUCAUCAUCAUCAUCAUCAUCAUCACAGAGUGUAUUGACUAAUGGUAUGAUUAACUAUUUACUUAAAUCUGAAUGA
Messenger RNA from Schistosoma guineensis, 243 nucleotides. The record is from the annotation of a GenBank genome assembly. Lineage: Eukaryota; Metazoa; Platyhelminthes; Trematoda; Strigeidida; Schistosomatidae.